CCGACCAAACGAACGGCGCGCGCCCGGCCCGCCAGUCAUCGAGCGGCGGUCUUGGAAGAUGCUAUCGAAGAGAAACAAAAUAUUGCUAACGUUGUAGAUCUGACAUGCGCGUAGUUAUUCAUAAAUUGUGAAUAAAAACAAACGAACCAAUUGGAUUUCAGUGAUCGAACAAAGUGACAGUGCAGUGUUGACAUUAGAUCGGCUGCAAGUUCGCUUAUUCCGCGUAUCAUUUUAACCGUUUGGUGCAGUGUUUAUGUUGGGUGCGCGCCGCCCGUUUCGUCCGGCGUGCUGGAGGGACGUCGCCCUCGAGGAUUCCUAUUAGAGAUGAAGCGGCGGGUGGUGUUGCGAGCGGCGGCGAGGUGAGGCAGCGGCAGCGGCAUGGACCAUGCGGUGAAGGCGAUGUCGGCGCGCGGGCCGCUGUCCCGGCUGGUGGCGCGGCGCCGCUUCGAGUCCGCCGAGCUCGAGGAGCUGUAGCGCUAUGCAUGCAAGCUGCAGCGUACCUCCGUCGGCUCCGCGCUGGCGCUGUGGGCGCUGCUCGCAGCUGCGCUCGCCGCCGUCGACGCUACCCGUGGCUGGCGGAGAGCACCACAGGUCGGCGUAUUGACCGCACACGCACUACUAUGUAGUGGGUUAGCGUGGUGGUGCGGGCGCGCCGGCGUGGCUCCGGAGCGGAGACUACCUCGAGCUUGCUGGCUGGCCCUGGCUGGCGGUGGUGUCGCCCUGGCCGCCACGCUGCCAGCCUGGAACACCGGGGCAGCGGCUGAAGGCGCCGCUCACGUGGUGUGGGCAGUGUUCGCCGCAUACGCGCUCCUACCAGUCGGGGCGCCCGUCGCUGCGGCCUUUGGCAUCAUCCUUCCUACCGCGCACACCAUCGCAUCAGCACUCGUCGCUAAUCGUUUCCCGUAUCACGUUUGGCAGCAGAUGGUGGGCAACGUAGUGGUGUUUGUGUGCGUGAACGUGGUGGGAGCCUUGAUGCACUCGCUGAUGGAGACGGCGCAGCGCCGCGCUUUCCUCGACACCAGAAACUGCAUCGCGGCCCGACUGGAUAUGGAAGACGAGAACGAGAAACUGGAACGAUUGCUUCUGUCGGUGCUACCACAACACGUUGCCAUGGAAAUGAAGAACGAUAUCAUCUCACCAGUCGAGGGCCAAUUCCAUAAGAUCUACAUACAAAAGCACGAACAAGUCAGCAUCCUGUUCGCCGACAUCGUGGGCUUCACGGUGCUCGCAUCGCAGUGCAGCGCUCAGGAGCUGGUGCGGCUACUCAACGAACUCUUCGGCCGAUUCGAUCAGCUCGCCAAUGAUAACCACUGUCUCCGCAUCAAGAUCCUGGGUGACUGCUACUACUGCGUGUCCGGGCUGCCCGAGCCGCGGUCAGACCACGGCCGCUGCACCGUCGAGAUGGGGCUCGACAUGAUCGAUGCUAUAGCGUCUGUUGUGGAAGCGACGGAUGUCCAACUGAACAUGCGCGUGGGCAUCCACACAGGGCGGGUGCUAUGUGGUGUUCUGGGUCUUCGCAAGUGGCAGUACGAUGUAUGGUCCAAUGACGUCACGCUGGCGAAUAAUAUGGAGGCUGGCGGCGAACCAGGGCGUGUGCACAUAACGCAAGCGACGCUCGAGUGCCUCGGUGGCGCUUACGAAGUGGAGCCGGGUCACGGCGGCAGUCGGAACGCGUACCUUCGGGACCAUUCCGUGCAGACUUACUUCAUCAUUCCGCCGCCAAGACGGAGAAAAAUGUGUCUAUCAGCUGGCGUGGGCCUUGGCUCAGCGUCUCGUCGGAAGCUCUCUUUCAAGAACGUGUCGAACGUGGUGGUGCAGCUGCUGCACUCUAUCAAGUUCAACGUGGACGUGCCCUUCUCCAACAUGGCCGCCUCCCCUCAGGAGCUCAAGGCCAACGCCGCUAGGAAGGUGCUGGACCUGCGGCGCGCGCUGCACGCGGAGCCGGGCUCGGCCGAGGCGCUGCGGCUGGCGGCGCUGCGGGCCGAAGACGUGAGAGUCGCCAUGCGCGCCCCCCCCGCCGCCUCCGCCCCCCACCACCACACGUUCGACGCCGUCAUGCAGCACCACGCCCUCCGCACGCACGCCGUCGACGACACCCCCGCACAUAUAUUCCGACCCUGGACAUUAGUUCCACAACAAAUACCCGCUGAAACAAACAAAGUGACGGAGAAGUUUAAGCGUCCGUUGAAAAAGCGCCACUCGUCUGUGUACCACCAGCCCACGAACCGCGUGAACAAAUACCUGGCGCAGGCCAUAGACGCGCGCUCCGUGCACCGCGAGAAGGCCACGCACGUGCAUCUACUCACGCUCUGCUUCAAGGAUGCUGAUAAGGAAGCUCAGUACCGAGCAUCAACAGACGGCGGUUGGGCGGGAUCCCUAUCCGCUGCUCUCUGUGCCUUAGUAGCCGCCGGGGCCUUACAAGCGUCCAUCCUACCACAAACCUACAUACUCCUCAUACUGUUCGUGACGGCCUUCGCGUGGUCUGCUGCAGUGCUGGCGCUGACUUUAGCGGCAAGGCUCAGGCUUAUACCCUGCGAUGUGUCCCGGCCUUUUACACUGAGGAAUGCUAUUACAACCUUUACUAUUGUGCUGGGGUAUGCUGUUGGACAGGUUAAUGUGGUAACAUGCGAGCACAUAGAACUAUGUAGAAACCUAACUGGCAACACCACAACCAUGGACGAAGUGCUUACAAUGCGAGGCGACGUUGCCGCUCAUCUCUGGUCCAGCCACACGGAACAUUUAGCGUGCCCCGUCCCACUAUAUAUAACCCUAGGCUGUUGCCUCAGUAUGCUGGUUGUAGCAGUCUUCUUGAGGCUACCGAUAUUGGUGAAGGGUAUACUUCUGUCUGUGAUGACGGCUGGGUAUAUGGGAGUCAUAUUGGGCUUCCAUAAGGCCCUGUUCGACUGUUAUGAUUUGAUGGUUGAUCCAGGGUCAGUGGGUUCAGCAUACGUGGCAAGCGCAUGGACCGUGGCAUUAGCUCUAGCAGUAUUACUACAUGCUCGUCAGACGGAGUGGACGGCACGACUCGACUUCUUGUGGCAAGCCCAGGCCAGGGACGAGAAGAGGGAUAUGGAUGCUUUGCAGGCGUCAAACCGAAGGAUUCUGUUCAACCUAUUACCAGCGCAUGUGGCAACACACUUCUUGGACAACCAGUUUAGAACGAACAUGGACCUAUACCACCAGUCGUACCAGCGCGUGGGAGUGGUGUUCGCGUCCAUCACCAACUACCACGAGUUCUACAUGGAGCUGGACGGCAAUAACCAGGGCAUGGAGUGUCUGCGGCUGCUCAAUGAGAUCAUCGCUGAUUUUGAUGAGCUCCUGGGAGAAGAUCGUUUCGGUGCGAUAGACAAGAUCAAGACAGUUGGUUCAACCUACAUGGCCGCAGUGGGCCUCAUCCCCGACAGGAAGAUGACGGACGAGCCCAGCACGCGCAAGCACAUGGCCACGCUCGUCGAGUUCGUGUUCGCCAUGAGGGACAAGCUCAAGGAUAUCAACGAUAACUCCUAUAAUAACUUCAUGCUGCGAGUCGGUAUAAACGUCGGUCCCGUAGUAGCUGGUGUCAUAGGAGCAAGAAAACCACAAUACGAUAUCUGGGGUAACACGGUCAAUGUCGCAUCUCGCAUGGAUUCCACUGGGCUACCGAAUCACACGCAAGUCACCGAAGAGGUGUACCAAGUUCUGAAAGAUAUGGCAUACCAGUUCGUGUGCAGGGGGAAAGUCAAAGUUAAGGGUAAAGGUGAGAUGACCACUUACUUCCUCACGGACAGAGCACCAGCUAACGGGACAUUGCAGAGCACGUCGAACGGUCCCACGCCCAACCCGCCCACCGCGUACGGCGGGGUUGCCACUCCACUCGCCAUGCUACAGAACUCUGCCAGGCGAGCCGCCGCACAGCCUUCACGAUUGCCUCCCUUGAGGGAGUCGUCAGUCGCGGGAGAAAACGAACCGCUGCUACCGACUAAUGGGCAUCAGAGCAACGGGAACAAUAAGGGCAGUAAGGGUCGGCGCACCACGUCGGGGUCGAGCAGUCCGCCCGCGCCGCCGCCGCACGCGGGCGUGGCGCGCUGGCCGCCGCCGCGCGCGCUGGUGGCGCCGUGGCCGCGGCCGGCCGAGCCGCGCCCCGCCGCGCCGCACAAGCGCCGCGCCGCGCGCCUGCCGCGCCCGCGCUCGUCGGAGAGCCUGCCGCUGGCGCGCUCGCCGCGCGUGCACUCCUCCGCCGACGAGCUCAGCUCGCUCACGCGCUCGCCCAGCCUCAGCUCCUCCGACGAGAGCUACUCGCGCACCACCGACGCCUCGCCCUCCCCGCCCCGCGCGCACCACUACCCCGCGCGGCCCAGCCCCGCCUACGACUACCCGCCGCUGCGCCCCGCCAAGCCCACGCUCAACCACAUCAACGACCUCUACGCCAAACAUAAUAAGAUCACCAAAAAACCUUCCCUCGAAGACAAAUUUCUGGAUGGAAGUGUGGACUUUCAAAAGGAAGAAGAAAAGCUACAGAGGAGUAUUAUAAACAUGCUUCAAGCGUCCGCCGCUAAGCGCGAUGGCUGCUGCCAAACAGAUAAGAAGGACGUAGCGAGUCGACUCGGACAGCGGGCUGAUUCAUUUUCGAGUUCAGGCGGCCGACCCACGAACUUGAAACAUCUGAAUCACGAUACUCGUGAACCGUUUGCCAAGCGCAGUCCGUCCGACGUGGCCUGCGUGCCACCCUUCGAACGAGAGAUUCAAAGGUUACUCGAUGAUAAGAAUCUCAUUAAAAUCAAUCCACCGAAAUCCGAGAGGAAGGAGCUGAAACUCGAACUUAGGGCCACGAACCCGUCUCUGGAGCCGCUGCGCAACAACAACAACAACAACAGCAGCCCGCUGCACGCGGUGGGGCUGGCCGCCAUCGCGCAGGUGGCGCGUGACGCCGCCAGCCCCGCGCGGCCGCAGGACUUCCCCGGCGUGUUGCCCACCGACGUCGUCGUGCAGCUGCCCUCGCCCUCGCACACUCCGCACCGACACAGUCCGCCGUGUGAAAGGAAACCGGAUCCGAUUGCUAUCCGGGAAAAAGAGAGAGAGAAAGAAGCCCAGGAGAGACUACAUCACCGGGUGGCCGCUUCUCAUCAUAGAGAAAUGGGUAUCUACGGGGAGAGUCAGUCUGAGUGGAGCUCGUCGUGUUCGGAGGGCGAGGGCGAGGGCGAGGGCGGGCAGCCGGAGAGCACGGGCUACACGACGGACGACCCGGCGCUGGAGAACGUGUCCAUGCUGAACGAGGCCGGGCUCACGGACGCCGAGGCGGCGCUGAGCGACGUGAACUCGUGCUACUUCGACCGCGACGACAUGUCGUCCCGCGCCUCGUCGCGCCUGCUGGACUCGGAGGCGCUGGUGUCGCUGGAGUCGCUCAGCGCCAUCUACGACUCGGACGAGCCGCACCGCUACCUCGCCAACAUCCGCACCGUCAGCGAGUCCAUCACGCGCAACUUCGGCCAGCCCGCGCACGUCACCGACGCCGAGAGUGAUGUCUAAUACUGUGAUAUGUCGUGAUAACCUGCGAUUUGGUUCCGACUGUGUUUCGUGUACGUUUCGACUGUUUCUCUCGUGUACUGCCUUUAGGUCAAUUGUGAUAGCUAAAUCUCAAAUUAUUGAACUCUCAUGACAGAGACUCUUGACGUUUUCGAUUACGAACAUUUAACGGAGGAACAGUUUGGCUCUCUACUGCAAAGAAAUGAAUACUCAAAACGUUUUUGUUCCCCGCUGUUUGUUUCGGUAAUAAGACGAUUGGUGAGCGUAUAGACGAAGCGCAUAGUUUUUCGCGUACGCGGACAUAAUUAUUUUAUCGUAAUUGCUGACGUGCCUGUACUUUGAUGAUUUUGUACUAUGUAAAUUGUGUCAAUAUGUACCUAUUAAUGUUACACUGUAUGAUAUUCAUGUACAGCUGAAUGUGCCAUGUGAUGGCGUGAUGCAUCAUCUGUAGGAGUGUGCGAUGAUCUCUACAAUUAUAAGGUGCUCUGACUUAGAAUUAUUUAUGGUUUGUCUUGUGAUAACGGUAUAGGAAUUCGAAUUUGAGCGACCAAUCUCUGUUAAUGUCAGUGUUCUAGAGUAAGGGCUGGCCCCUGUCCUGUAAAGUCUAGUUUGUCUCCCGGUUUUGUGAGACGGAGGACUUAGUGUUGACAACUAUACGUAAGUACGUAAGUAUAUUGCAUUUCAAACUAUCUAUAGAGUAAACAUUGUUACCACUGCUGGAUGAUUAUGCUUUGUAGUAUUCUGUUUAUCUGCGUUAUGUAUCUUUUAUAAUAUAAUUAUGUAUGUAUCUCGAAUUUUGCAAAGUCCUGUCAAUUUUCAUAAACAUUUUCUACAAAUAGUGGCCCUUUUGACAUUUCGGUAAUCUAGUCACUAAUGCUUUUCAAAAGUUUGGUCGUUUCUUUGAAUGUAGUGCCAUUAUCAGACCGCGUUGUUUUUCUCUUAUGUACUUUAUUGAUGAGAUGUCGUUUACGAGUGGAGGAGAGGUAAUAUCAUGUAGUUUUAAGUAAACAGCCGUGAGACUUGAAAGUACAACCAAUAUAACACCACUAGUGAAUAUUUGUUGUAGAAUAUUCUCUGUAUUAUGUAAUAAAUAUCAAUUAUUUUUAUUAUUUAAUUGUAAUAUAAGUUCGUGUCAAUUUCAUGUAAUUAUUGUUUAAGAUGAAAACAUGUUAAUAAUAAAAGAAAAAAACUAAUUUGGGGCAAAAUAGCUCCCCUGGCUGUAAGUACAUAACUGUUAUGCGUCGCAACGUUACUUGAUUUAACAUGUACUUAACAAUUAAUUUGGAAGCCGAUCCCAGCUUUAUUGAUAAUAUUAUUAUGUAUUAUUUUUGGGCAGCUUUAUUUUGUACUGAACUGAUUAUAUCAGUCCUAAUUAAUCUUCCUGUGUUUUUAAUUUUUAUAAUGAAUAUUUGAGAUAUGUACUUACAAAUUACAAAAAAAAAGAGUUUUCUGUAUAAAUGUUUCAUUAAUACGGCUCGUGCUUCUAUUGUAGUAUUAUUACAUCACAAUUUGAACUUAUUUUUCGGCUGCUAAAAGUGAGUUGAGAGAUGUUAAUGUCUGAGAACUGUAAAUAGGACGAGCACGGUGCAGUGCUCCAGUGAGAUCUAGAGAUUGUUAAUCUUUGUAAAUAUUGUUAAUCACCUGUCAAGUGCUAUUCCACUUACAAUACAUACCUAAGUAUACCACGCUGUGAACAUAUAUUAUUUUUUGAAGGAAUUCUCUUGUUUGCUAUUUUUAUUCUCAGUAUUUCGAUUAGUGUUUUUCAAGUUGAUGUAUGUACACAUAGUGCCAAACUAUUUUUAUGUGUAUGCUUGUAAACAAAACGACUUAUAAGUUUGACGCUUGGAUACUAUUGUUUUUAUAUAUAAAAGUUUGUACUUCAUUUCGAUUUGAAUUCAAAUAAAAUCGAUUCAAAUAAUUGACAAAGAGAUCUGACGUCUAGUGAACCUUGGUAGGCAAGUAGUUGAAGAAUAUUUUGAAUGUUUUUAAUAUACUCAUUGAAGAAUUACUGCAUCUUUAUUAUAGUAAUUCAAUGUAUCGGACAGUCACAUUAUAUAUGAUUAAAUUCUUAGAAAACAAGUCAUUUUCGAUUUUUUGCUGCAGUAUUCACAUUAACGCUGUUUACAAAACUGACACACACAACCAUGACCUGAGCACAAACUAUAACAAAAACUUUUGUUUUUAAGCUUUAAUGUGAAUAAGUAACAGCUUGGAUACAAAUUACCUACAUGUUAUUAUCUCAUAGAAAUUAUAUUGUCAUGUAUAAUUUGUGUAGGGUACUUGAAUUGCGCCUUAUGUAGCAAGUGUAUUGUGUAUUUUUAUUUAUUUAAAUUCAAUUACCUAAGCAAUAUUAAUUACUUAUUACAAAUUAAAAGUGGUUUACAUCA
Molecule: messenger RNA, 7889 nt
Organism: Helicoverpa armigera (cotton bollworm)
Lineage: Eukaryota; Metazoa; Arthropoda; Insecta; Lepidoptera; Noctuidae
Gene: rut
Product: Ca(2+)/calmodulin-responsive adenylate cyclase
Biological process (GO): cAMP biosynthetic process; intracellular signal transduction; adenylate cyclase-activating G protein-coupled receptor signaling pathway
Cellular component (GO): plasma membrane
Molecular function (GO): adenylate cyclase activity
Source: RefSeq, a predicted model, not a curated record